Molecule: messenger RNA, 3854 nt
Organism: Cuscuta campestris
Lineage: Eukaryota; Viridiplantae; Streptophyta; Magnoliopsida; Solanales; Convolvulaceae
Source: the annotation of a GenBank genome assembly
AUACAAUUACAAUAUACGAGUAUAUAUAUAAUAAUUACUCAGUAUAAAUACAUAUUAACAUGAUUCGUUCAUCUCUCUUUGCAUUUCUCUUCUUCAUUUCUUCUUGUUUCUCCGAGCAAGCACCGUAUGCGUCGUUUGCCAAGAAUGCAACGUCAGCUCCGACGACAGAAUACUUCGACUACAUCGUCAUCGGCGGCGGAACGGCGGGGUGUGCAUUGGCGGCGACCCUGUCGGAGGGGGCAAAGGUGUUGCUGCUAGAGAGAGGCGGCCUGCCGUACGGAAACCCCAACAUAACCACCCUAAACGGGUUCGCCAGAACCCUGGCCGACACGUCGCCGGACUCGGCCUCCCAGCUAUUCGUCUCCACCGACGGCGUUUUCAACCACCGAGCGCGCGUCCUGGGCGGGGGCUCCGCCUUGAACGCGGGGUUCUACACGAGGGCGAGCGCGGGGUACGUCGAGAGCGCCGGGUGGGACCAGGCGCUGGUCAACGAGUCGUACGAGUGGGUGGAGAGGAAGGUGGCGUUUCAGCCGCCGAUGCUUGCGUGGCAGUCUGCCGUGAGGGACGGGCUUCUAGAAGCUGGGGUGUUGCCGUACCACGGGUUUACCUACGAACAUCUCUACGGUACUAAGGUCGGGGGUACGAUAUUCGACGAGAAUGGGUAUCGGCACACGGCAGCUGAUUUGUUGGAGUAUGCUGAUCCCGCCAAGAUCACUGUCUAUUUGUAUGCUACCGUCCAUAAAAUCUUUUUCAGGAAAGAUGAACAAGGAGAUCCUCGAGCAUACGCGGUGUUCUACAGGGACUCAAGCGGCAGCCGGCACCUGGCCUACCUGAACAGCGGGGCGGAGAAUGAGGUCAUCCUGUCGGCGGGGGCGGUGGGGAGCCCGCAGAUGUUGAUGCUGAGCGGGAUCGGAUCGGCCCAGCAACUGAAAGCCCAUAACAUAGAGGUGAUCCUGAACCAGCCCAUGGUGGGGCAGGGGAUGUCGGACAACCCGAUGAACGCGGUGCUGAUUCCUUCGCCCCGGCCCGUUGAGGUCUCGCUGAUUCAGGUGGUGGGUAUCACACACUUUGACAGCUACAUAGAAGCCGCCAGUGGGUCCCUUGAGUUGGCUUGGAUGCAGAGAAUGGCUGCUGACUUUGAAAGGCUUGCAAAUCUGAGCAGCAAGGCAAUGAAGAUGCCAACAAACAUUACUACCUUAAUAACAAACACAACAACAGAGGGAGGAAAGAUGAAUGUGGCGAGCCCAUACAUAGAGGCGAGCGUGCAGGCGGGGAUAAUCCUGGAGAAGGUGGCGGGCCCAUUCUCAACGGGGUACAUGGAGCUCCAAAGCAGGGACCCGUCCGACAACCCGAGGGUCACCUUCAACUACUUCAAGGACCCACGCGACUUGCAGAGGUGCGUGGAAGGUCUAGAGAUCAUCUCAAGGGUAAUUCAGUCAAGAUCCUUCUCCAGGUUCCGGUACCCUCUCACGUCGUCCCAGUCUCUCAUCGCCGCCAUGCUCACCCUGCCGCUGAACCUCAGGCCCAAACAUGUCGCCGCCGCGGUGUCGCUGGAGCAGUUCUGCAUUGACACCGUCAUGACCAUCUGGCACUACCACGGUGGGUGCCAGGUCCGUAAGGUCGUGGACAGAGAUUAUAGGGUCAUCGGUGUCAAGGCUUUGCGUGUUGUCGAUGGCUCCACCUUUAUCAACUCCCCCGGAACCAAUCCUCAAGCCACCGUCAUGAUGCUCGGAAGGUAUAUGGGAAGGAGAAUCUUGGAGCAAAGAGCAAAUUCCCCAAACCCAAAAUCAUCUUCUCCAUUAACGAAACCCAUCAAACCUCACACCUCUUCCCCCUCCUUUCUCAUACUCACCUCUCACCCACGUACUCAUCCCACUCCACCAGUCCACCACCGUACCACGCAUCAUACAAUGCCUAGCGCCGCCGCCGCCGCCAUUAUGGCUAGAGACGAGGACGACGACGGCGACAACCCAGCUGAGCUUUCGUGCUUUCACGCACUCUGCCCCAACCCCCUCCACAGGUCUCAGCUGGAGCCGCUGAACGGCGGCGGGGCCCGCAAAGACAACAGCGGGUCGUCGAAGCAGCCGAGAAACACGUCUUCCGCCUACCGGCACGAUUUCACGGACACGACCGCGUCCUCCCUCUUCCCCAACACCCACUUCACCGACUUCGAAUCUCUUCCGUCCAUCCAAGAGUCCUUCGCUCAGUUCAUCACAGCUUACCCUCUCUACUCCCAGACCAAACAGAUCGACACCAUCAGAGCUCAAGAGUACUACAACCUCACCCUCUCCAAACACGUCUGUCUCGAUUACAUCGGGAUCGGCCUCUUCUCCUACGCCCAGCAGGUCCAGGCAUUCCCCCAAUUCCCCGUUUCCUCCCCAUCUUCUUCUUCUUCUCCGAAGCAACACGGGUCCCUCGAUUUUCCCACCACUUUCUUUGAUAUAACAUUCAACUCAGUGAACUUGAAGUCCCAUUUGUUGAACGGCGGGGAUGAAUCGCCGCUGGAGCGCGGGAUCAAGAGCAGAAUCAUGGAUUUCCUCAACGUGUCCGAGAGAGAUUACUCCCUAGUUCUGACCGCGAACAAGUCCUCGGCUUUCAAACUGGUGGCGGAGUCUUACCCUUUCCAGACCAACAGGAAGCUGCUGACGGUGUACGACCACAAUAGCGAGGCACUGGACACAAUGGUGAAUGCGGCGGAGAAGAGGAGAGCCCAGGUGUCGUCCGCGGAGUUCAAGUGGCCCCGGCUCAGAGUCCACGCGGAGAACCUGAAGAAAGCAAUCUUGGGGAAGAAGAAGAAGAAGAAGGGGGAGAAGGGGCUGUUCGUGUUCCCUCUCCAGUCGAGGGUGACGGGGGGAAGCUACUCGUACCAGUGGAUGAAUCUGGCGCAGGAAAACGGGUGGCAUGUCUUGCUUGAUGCAUGUGCUUUGGGACCCAAGGACAUGGACAGCUUCGGUCUCUCUCUUUUCAAGCCCGAUUUCCUCGUCUCUUCCUUUUACAAGGUUUUCGGGGAUAAUCCCACCGGGUUCGGCUGUUUGAUUGUCAAGAACUCCGUUGUCUCCAUUCUCGAAGAAUCAAAAACAGCUUGCAUUGUGUCCCUUGUGCCACAAACCCCGCAAUUCCAUUCACCGGAAGUGGAAUGCAAGUGCUUGGAUCAAGUGGACUCAUUGGGAUUGAUGGUGGUGAACAAGAGAAGAAAAUACCUCAUCAAUUGGCUGGUGGCGGCGCUGACGAAGCUGCAGCAUCCGAACAGGCUGGACGGGUUUCCCCUGGUGAGAAUCUACGGCCCCAAAAUCAAGUUCGACAGAGGACCGGCUUUGGCAUUCAAUGUGUACGACUGGGAGGGAGAAAAACUUGAUCCCACCUUCAUACAGAAGCUGGCUGAUCGGCACCACAUAUCCCUCAGCCAAGGGGUUCUGAACAACAUUUGGUUCCAAGACAAGUACCAAGAAGAGAGGGACAGGAUUUUGGAGAAGACGAAGACCGAAAAACAAGGGGAGAGCAGGGACAACAAGGGAGCCAAAGGGAUAUCGGUGGUGACCAUUGCCCUGAGUUUCUUGGCUAACUUCGAGGACACUUACAGGUUUUGGGCAUUCAUUGCUCGGUUUCUUGAUGCAGAUUUCGUGGAGAAGGAGAAGUGGAGGUACACUUCUCUCAACCAGCGGAAUGUUGAAGUGCUAUAGUAGUAGUUUUUUUUUUUUUUAUCGGCAUUCACUCUUAUAGGAAUUGUGUCGAGCACUUUGUGUGCACAACCAAAUCAUUCUGUAUACGAGUAUCCUGGCGGGAGAGAUGAGUUACCCUUUGAACUAUACUGGAGUACUUUGGAUUAUAACCAAUAAUUAAUCUUAAAUCAAUUA